Molecule: messenger RNA, 1059 nt
Organism: Moesziomyces aphidis
Lineage: Eukaryota; Fungi; Basidiomycota; Ustilaginomycetes; Ustilaginales; Ustilaginaceae
Source: the annotation of a GenBank genome assembly
AUGUCGCUGACGGACGUUCCCAUGUCGGCGAGUGCCCGGCAGCACUUUCAGCAGUACCUCUCGCAGCUGCCCACCUCGAGCAGUGGUGCUGGCAGCAGCAAGACCGCACCCUCCGACCCCGACGAGCUGCUGCGCCAAGCUACCAUCCUGAACCGCCGAACCGACGAGCUACACGCGCGUCUCGCCGAGCACGAAUCCGCCGGCACCGACGAUCCGCAGCUGUUCUGGACCACCGUAUCGCUGCUCAGCAACCUCCGCGAUGUGUCCGUCCAGCUGGGCCGAGCCAACUCGGACCGCAGAACCGCCGAUGCGCUCGCACGAACGCGGCAGAACGUGGCGAUUGCCGAGUCGAUGCUGAGCGUGCUCAGUGUGUCUGGUACGACGCAGGCCAGCGGGCCGUUCACCGCCCCGCUCCAACCCACUUUGGCGGUUGAGACGCCAGGCCAAGCGCCAAGCCACACAGAGCGGAAAGGAUAUGAGAGCUGGAGACAGGAGGCUCUUGCUGGGAUUGACGACGAUGCUUCGACCACAUCGACGCUGGGGUACGAAGAGUCGGACGCCGAGUCGGUGCUUACGGAUCCCGAGAUCCACGCUGCGCCGUCCAAGCCCGCGGUGGCGCUAGGUGGCAUUCGAAGGGAAGAAGAUGAUGAUGAUCUGUCCGAGUACGAUCGUGGGCUCAAGUCGCGAGGCGAAGCGUCUGCCGCUGCGACAACUGCGACAACUGGGACGAAUGGGACGGCGGGGGCGCCGGGGGCCAGUGAGACCAUUCUCCAGUCGGACCGGGCGACGCACGAGGCGCUCUCGUCCGAGCUGCUGCGCAUGGCGUCGGUGCUCAAGACCAACUCGCUCGCCUUUGCCGAUGCGCUCGAACGCGACCGUGUGCUGCUCGAAAAGGCAGGUACCGAUCUGGGUCAGAACCUGGACCUCAUGACGCGCACGCGCGGCCGUCUCGGCGUCUACUCGAAGAAAGCCCGCAGCAUGGGCUGGUUCACCCUCUCAGCCAUCCUCGUCGUCAUGGUCAGUUGGAUGCUAAUGUUUCUCCUCAUCCGUCUCACCUAA